AUGGUUUGUUUUUUAUUAAAAGCUUUUUUAUAUCAGAAAUGCACAAGGAGGCUUGUGGCGACCGCUAUUAAAGCUGAUCGAGAAGUUAGUUUAAAAUCGAAUGUAAAGUUUGUACCGAAUGGACAACAUUAAUCGGAACGUAGGCACUAAUACCACUUCAAACAUAUGGAAGAUUUCAGCGACGAACUUCAUUUCUUCUUAAGCCGCAAACAACAAAACAAAUAACAGAAAGGUGGCCAAGAGUGAAAUAGAGAGACAAAGUGCAGUUGGAACAGUAUAAGAGUUUGAAAGAGCAGUAAAGCAGUCUCAGUUAACUGCAACUAAAGCUAAACACUUUUUCUUGGAUAAUAUGUGCUUCUACAAAACAGUUGCUAAACCAAAUUUAAAGCGUUCGGUUCGUCUACUUCAACGUUUCAUGCUCAGGUUUGCAUGUUAUAUACAGGGGUUUCUUUACGUAUUGUCUAAAGCGCGAGUGUUUAACCGGAGUGGCAGGGAGAGGCAAGCGGUGAGCCAACGGAAAAUUCAACAACGAAUGUAAAGGUGAAAAAGGGUAGCGAUAAAAAUGUGUUGCAAAAUUUUCACAUGUUUAUUUUGUUUUAAUUUUGAAAUUCAUUGCGAUUGCUAGUAAAUUUCGAAGUGAAUAGAAGAAGUUAGGGAAAAAUAUUUAUCAAAACAAAAAUUUAUCAAAAUUCGUGUAGUAAAAGUUACUGAGAGAAUAUUUAUUUUGAUGAAGUAAAAUUAUGUGGGUGAAAAAAUAAAAAUAAAAUAAAAAGCUGGAGACAAUUUUCCCGUUUUGUUCCAUACAUGUUGUAUUUUACAUGAUUUUUUUUUUGCAAGCAAGCUGUGUAAGCCCUGCAGAAAAAGUAUAGUGCAACAUUUUGCAAGUGCCAGUGGAGCAACGUAACAUGAAGAAGAGGAAUCUACUGUUCAAGUUUUUCAUACUGCUGGCAACACUAUCGUGGCAUGUGACAGUUUGUUCAGAGGUACAGGAAAAUCAUCUUCCUACGAAAGACAUUCUCAAAGAUGCUUCAGCUAAAAGAUUUACCAAAAAUAACGAUAUUGUACGAGCUGUACGAGAAUCAAUUCGACAACAUGAACUGUUGCAGCAACGUAAUAAAAAUCGCAGAUCAAAACGUGCCGUGAAGCGCGUUUGUUAUGGAGAACUCGGUUGUUUUGAGGACUCUGGUCCUUUUGCGUACCUGGAAAUGUUACCCUCGUCACCUGAAGAUAUCAACACGAAAUUUUAUUUUUACUCCACAAAGAAUCGUUCAGAGAGACCACUCAUGGAGUUGCCUUUUCUUAACAUGACCAACGCUUUUGACAGUAUCGCCAUGGCUUCGCAUUCGAUACGACGCAGGGCAGGUUCGACAAAUGAUACACUCGAUGAACCCACAGCUACGACAACUACAACGACAACAACAAAGCGAAGCGUCUUUAAAAGCACUCCACUGUCGCUUGAUGAACUACAUGGUUUCGAUGAGCUAUCGGUGCGUGUGAUCGUGCAUGGUUUCGGCUCUGCUUGCCCGCAUGUAUGGAUUUAUGAAAUGAAGACGGCGUUGAUGGCGGUGGAAGACUGCAUUGUUAUAUGCGUGGAUUGGGAGAACGGUGCCACUUUUCCGAAUUACGUGCGCGCUGCCUCCAAUACUCGUCUAGUUGGCAAACAAUUGGCCAUGCUUUUACAUAACUUGAAAGAGUACAAAGGUCUGAACUUCUCCAGGACACAUCUAAUUGGUUUUAGUUUGGGAGCACAUGUGUCUGGUUUUGCUGGCUCUCAAUUACCGGGCUUAGCUCGUAUUACUGGUUUGGAUCCUGCAGGCCCGCUUUUUGAAGCCCAACAUCCUAAGGUCCGUCUGGAUAGUACAGAUGCGGAGUUUGUGGAUGUUAUACAUUCGAAUGGGGAGAACUUAAUACUAGGAGGGUUGGGUUCAUGGCAGCCAAUGGGACAUGUGGAUUUUUAUCCGAAUGGAGGGCGCGUGCAGACGGGUUGUUCGAAUUUAUUCGUAGGUGCAGUAACGGACUUCAUUUGGUCUGCCCAAACGGCCGACGAGGAGGAGGGUCGUUCUCUCUGCAACCAUCGGCGUGCAUACAAGUUCUUCAUCGACUCUGUCGCUCCGCGAUGUAUGUUUCCCGCUUAUCCAUGUAACAGCUAUGAUGAUUUUAUUAAAGGCGACUGUUUCCCAUGCGCCCAGAAUGAUGAAGACAUCGCUGAAGGGGUGCCACGUUGCGGUAAUAUGGGCUAUUAUGCCAAUCGAUCGACAGGUCGUGGACAACUAUAUCUAGUAACUCGAGAAGAAGAGCCAUUUUGUGCGCAUCAAUUCAAGCUGGAGAUAUUUAACUCGUUCAAUGACCUGCCUCUAAGGACGAUCGGCCGCUUAGAAGCCACACUCGAAGGUGAGGGUGGGUUAAACGAAACAUUCAAGAUAUCAGAAAAAGACGACUCAGAAUUCUUCGCUGGUGAUAUUGUUUCGAAAAUUAUAGUUCCACACCCAGCUUUGGGAUUUCCAACCACCCUCAGUUUGCAUUACAAAUCCUAUAGCGGUUGGCUGUCCAAGGGCCUGCCGCAUUGGGAUAUUGAUAAGGUUGUAUUAACUGAUAGCUUUGGUCGCUGUCAUUCACUUUGCAAGCCAUCAACAAAACUGUCGUCCGGCACACCAGUGCGUCUAAAACUGCUAUCGGGGAAUUGUGAGUUGGAAAACCAAGAAGAGUAUGGUGCUUAUAAUGUGCCCACUACUUCGGUACCGGACUCUAGCGGACAAGAGAGCGCGCAUAAUGCGGAAACUGAUAGCAUAGAUGCCGCCAAGCAGAGCAAAGUUUAUUUUAAUUUUGGUACUUCCUUCCGGUUGGACGAGAAUAGCUCAUAUGCUGACCAUGAUUUACCUUGGCAACCCAUUUUAGAAGGGUCAAACUCAUUAGACAAAGACGUUGGCGAGUCGAGUCGCAGUCUCUCCAUCGAACCAACUGAAAUUUUUGAACCAGUUUUAAAUGAAGCCCGACUUGGACUCAAGAAUGCACGUAAUCUUCAGGAAUAUGGUGCAACAACGGAAGAGAUUGUUGAGCCUGUUUUAAAAGCGACAACACCAAGGAUAAAGAAAGCGAAAGAAAUGGUCUUCACUGAUCCAACGUUAGCCACAAAAGCGCCUGAAAUCAUAAAAAUAGUUCCACCUGUCGUACGUAACGGACCAGAGUCCGUUUUACAGGAGGAAGCUAUCACUGUCCAGUUGCUUCCGUUCCGUCUUGGCGAUCUGCUACAACGCGCGGAACGUUAUGCUAGAGAAACACUAUUACCAUUGAUAUCCGUGCAAGCACCGAAAUUCUUCGGCUUCAAUGUGGGCGGCAGUAAGGUUGGUGAUAGCGAGGAACCAGCACCUCUGAAGGAAGAACCACGUAAACCACGAUAUAUUCCACGCUUUGAAGAAACUUUGUUUUUGCGCGAUAAACGCGUGGAGCAAAAUCGAACUUCAUUCAAACCGAUAACAGACCUCGCAACAGCUGAAUCGAAGACGCAACGUAACAUUUUUAAGCUUAUGAGGGUGGAUAAGACGGGGAAGGCUGGGAGCAAUAGUGACAGUAGGAGUAGUGUGGAGCGAUUCGGUCAAAAGCGCGCACUCAGCGAUGUUACCUAUUACACGAAUGUGAUGCUCACUGAGUCGCGAGCAUUGCGACCUGAAGAUCCCAGCUAUGAGCCCGUAUUUAUAGAAUUACCCACAUAUAAGCCGGGGAAGGCAGCGCGAAAUAGCCGAGGAAUCGAAACAACGUUAGCUGAACGAAAGCCUUGAAAAUUUGUGUCAUUUAAAGUCAAAUAAAAGCUCUUAGACUUCAUCACAAAGCUUUGGAAUUUCUUAGUUCAUUGGCGUUGGUUUAACUAAAAAAUUUAACGAAAGAUUAUAUUAAUUGUAUAGAAAACAAAAAUAUUAUUGUCAAUACUAUCAUUAAGACACCAAUCAUUUAAAGCUGUUUUUACAUCCAACUAAAGCUAUAAUGGAAAAACAUGGCUCUCCGUUUCUCCUCCACGCAUUUGUAAGACAAUAUUUAAUUUAAUUUCGAUCUAACAAAUUUUCUGUAAAUAUUUUCAAAUCUCUCACUGUUUUCCUUUUAAUUUGUAUGUAAUAUGUAAUAAUUAAUUGAAAUAAGGAAAUAAUAAUAUUGAAAAAAUGUGUAGUUCUAAGUAAAAUUAAAUUAGGAAUGCAUA
Anastrepha obliqua is the source of this 4189-nucleotide messenger RNA. RefSeq lists its product as uncharacterized. The transcript has 7 exons. The coding region runs from base 906 to 3776 and encodes 956 amino acids. The record is from RefSeq and is a predicted model, not a curated record. Gene Ontology annotation, biological process: lipid metabolic process. Lineage: Eukaryota; Metazoa; Arthropoda; Insecta; Diptera; Tephritidae. Gene Ontology annotation, molecular function: lipase activity.